Molecule: messenger RNA, 1256 nt
Organism: Danio rerio (zebrafish)
Lineage: Eukaryota; Metazoa; Chordata; Actinopteri; Cypriniformes; Danionidae
Source: RefSeq, a predicted model, not a curated record
GUUUAUAUGGUGUGUGUGUGUGUUUGAGGCUGGAGAUCAGCUGAGCAGUGUGUUAGUGGGUCUGCAGGCUGAGAAGGAUGUUCUGCUGCGCUCAGUGAAGGAUCAGGAGUCUGACAUCAUGAGUCUCCGUCAGACACUCCAGAACCAGCAGAGCAGUCUCCAGCAGGAGAGAGAGAAACACCAGAGGGAGAGCGCAGAGCUGCACACACACCUGCAGAGCAAGGCGUGUCGAGAGCAGGAGCUGCUGCUGGAGAUUGAGCGACUGAAGCGAGAGCUGGAGGAGACACGAGCGGAGCUGAUGAGGGCCCAGAGUGCUCUAAACAACAAAGCAUCUGCUGGAGAUCAGCUGAGCAGUGUGUUAGUGGGUCUGCAGGCUGAGAAGGAUGUUCUGCUGCGCUCAGUGAAGGAUCAGGAGUCUGAGAUCAUGAGUCUCCGUCAGACACUCCAGAACCAGCAGAGCGGUCUCCAGCAGGAGAGAGAGAAACACCAGAGGGAGAGCGCAGAGCUGCACACACACCUGCAGAGCAAGGUGAGUCAGGACUCAGGUGUGUGGCAGCAGAAGCUCCAGGAUGAGCAGUUCAGUCUCCUGCAGUGUGCGGUGGUGGAGGCCGAGGGCAUCGUUCUGGACGCAGUGGCCAAAGUGGACGAUCCUCUGCACGUGCGCUGCAUCAGCACUCCAGAUUACCUGAUCAAUCGUGCCGAGCUCACGCUGGCCUCUGUUGAUAAGAUGCAGCGCAGUCAUGCGGCCUACAUCAGGAACAUGGACGAUGCCAGUGGUUUGUUGAGGUCGGUCACCCAGUUUUCUCAUCUCAUCGCGGACACUAUAGUGAACGGAGCAGGAGCCGCUCAUUCAGCCCCGACCGACCAGGCAGACCGUUUGACGGAUAACUGCCGUGACUGCGCCACUCACUGUCUGCAGUACCUGAAGGAGCUGAAGCUGAAGGCCACGCUGCCCAGAGCAGACCCCACCGCUGUCAGAUGCGUCCUGCAGCGCAUCCUGCACCAGGGACAGGAUCUUCGUCCGAGAGCAGCAGACGUGCGUCAGGAGGAGCUGGCUGAUAUGGUGGAUAAGGAGAUGUCUGCCACCUCCUCUGCUAUUGAAGACGCGGUGCUGAGAAUGGAGGAAAUACUGAACCAGACGAGAAGAGAAACGACUGGAGUCAAGCUGGAGGUCAACCAGAGGUCAGUUUGGGGAAUCAGUUAGUAAUCCAACAUGAACAAAUAUUAUAGAACAACAACAAAUCAGAAAGAGUUGA